Messenger RNA from Danaus chrysippus (African queen), 663 nucleotides. NCBI's taxonomy places the organism in Eukaryota, Metazoa, Arthropoda, Insecta, Lepidoptera, Nymphalidae. The record is from the annotation of a GenBank genome assembly.
AUGGAGCCCGUCAGCCGUCAGUAUAUUAGUGGUCCGGGGCGGCCUCGGCGUGUUAUCGAUCGCCUCCAGUCUAUAUUUAGCGAUCGACCCAUCUGCCUCUAUACCUACAUGAAAGUUUCAGAGGCGCGCGAUUGGCGAGGCGGCUGUGACGUCACUACGAGCCCGGCUCCAAUGAGGCUCGCAGGCUCUGCGCAUGGCCCUCAUCCUCCCGGCCGGUUCAGCUGCCAGUCUCAGUCUGGGCUCGCGGGACCUGGUGUGCCAAGCUCGGCCCGAUACAGCACAAGUCGGGGCGGAGUCCCCGGCUCGACCGUGGAGGCCGAGGGGGCAGCCCUGCUCGGGCGGCUGCAGGGCGCGCUGCGUGGAGGCGCCGCAGCCGCUUCACCCUCACGAGUCGCCAGCUCCAUCAGGGGCUUCAUCACCAACAAGGUCGGCUCGCUCCAGCUGAGAGACACAGUUUGCCGUCUGUUGGCUGGUAUCUCCUUCUCCCGCGGGACCGCUCGUCCCUUUGAAAUUACCUCACCCUCGUUCACCUGCCCUUUGAAGACAGCGACUGUACACCCGCAGGUUCCGAAGUCCCAUUCGAGGGUUGCGGCGAGUGGCAAGGCGUGUCCCAUGAUAAGUGAAGCGAGCGACGAUACCAUGCUCCACAGCCUCUUGAAAUAA